Molecule: messenger RNA, 909 nt
Organism: Trichobilharzia regenti
Lineage: Eukaryota; Metazoa; Platyhelminthes; Trematoda; Strigeidida; Schistosomatidae
Source: the annotation of a GenBank genome assembly
AUGCCUAACCAUCGCCUCCCCCGACGGGCAUUACUAGCUGAUAUAGGUGCAGGUUGGAAAAGACUGACCAUAUGCCUGGUCAAAGCUAGGCUGGGUUUAUGUUGGUCUUCCUUAAUGGUCGAUAAUUGGGAAGCAGAUUCACUGGUUGUUGAGCGAAUAAAGCAGAAACUUAUGCUGGAGAGAUUACAAGUUGAAAAUCCUGGGUUGGAUUUCAGUUCAGCCGAAAUAUCUGGGAACAAUGUGGAUAAAACUCUGCUUUACAGAACAUUUCUUCCAGCUUGUGAGUAUGAAAAAUCAAAGUGUAUUCUAUCCAAGGAAGCACGCAGUUAUUAUGAAUCACUUACUCAAUGUGUAGAUAAAAAAUCAGAUUCAUCACUGUCUGUUUCAACCUCGCGUGAAUGUACUGUUUGUGGCGUUGAUUUUGAUGAUUAUGAAAAACACGUGUCAUCUAUUGGCCAUCAGGUGGCAGAAAUGCAUGGUUACCAAAUUUUAACUAGAAUCGGUUGGAGGGAUGCUGCUUUUAAUGUAGACGAGGAGUUAAGUAUUUCAAUGACAUCAACCAAUGCUUCUUUGGCGUCUACAUCACAAUCUUGUUCUAAAGGCAGUGGUCUUAAUGCUGCUAGAGAAGGUCGGCGUUUUCCCAUCGCAACUGUUCUUAAACGAGAUCGUUUGGGAUUUGGUUGGUCCAACAGUACUAAUACUGCGAAAAUCACCCAUUUCAGCUCUGGUGAUAUUAGAGCGAUUCAAAAUUUACGAAAUCCUAAACUUUCUUCUGUUAAAAAAGAUACCAAAUAUUUAGUCCGAAAAAUGAAUCGAGAGAAAAAUAUGGAACGUACUAUAAGACAAGAGUUCAACUUAACUGAAGAACAGUUAUCUAUACUUCAUGGAAAUGAAAUUUCACUCCACUAG